Messenger RNA from Alternaria hordeiaustralica, 2106 nucleotides. RefSeq lists its product as uncharacterized. NCBI's taxonomy places the organism in Eukaryota, Fungi, Ascomycota, Dothideomycetes, Pleosporales, Pleosporaceae. Bases 1 to 2106 code for a protein of 701 amino acids. Gene Ontology annotation, cellular component: cytosol; nucleus. Gene Ontology annotation, molecular function: peptide-N4-(N-acetyl-beta-glucosaminyl)asparagine amidase activity; carbohydrate binding. The transcript is spliced from 2 exons. The record is from RefSeq and is a predicted model, not a curated record. Gene Ontology annotation, biological process: carbohydrate metabolic process; glycoprotein catabolic process; protein quality control for misfolded or incompletely synthesized proteins.
AUGGUCAAGCUUGGACCUGACGUUCAGUUCAUGAAUACCGACGCGUACUCUGGGUACCUCCCCGAGGGCAACAUUUUCGGCUUCAGUAUGAUGCACGAGUCUGGGACAGGAGGAGCGCCAAAGUACGGCGUCGUAAGUCAGAUGUCAGUGGUCGGUGAGGUGCCGGAUCCCCUUGCAGAUCUGUCCCAACCACGAGCAUCGCCAGAUCAAGGGAGUCUUGGCUACUACAAGAGUUCGCUGGCAAAUGGGAUCACAGUAGAACUAGGCGCGACCGAACAUGCCGGGCUUUACACUUACUCUUUUCCAAACGGCACGGCGUCGUCCAUUGUAGUCGAUGUCUCGCACGUACUUCCCAGUUUCAGGGGCCUUGGGUGGGAGCAACACUACUCGGGUGGUAGCUUCAGUAUCGAAGAAGAUGGGCACUAUGAAGGCUCUGGUAUCUAUAACAACGGCUGGAACCUAUCACCAGAUUGGACAAUCUAUUUCUGUGGCCGGUUCAGCAAGCAGCCUGUACGAUCAAGGACUUUUAACGGAGGUGCCAAUGCAUCAGACGCUUCGGUAUCAGGAAGUGCCCGUCUUGGCGGUGUCUUCACAUUCAACGAACCAGAAAUAACAUCCCGAGUCGGCAUCUCCUUCCUCUCUACCUCUCAGGCUUGUACAAACCUCGAAGAAAUCUCCCCAGACACCUCACUCACCACCCUCGUCUCCCGCGCAAAGAACAGAUGGAACAACGAAAUCCUCAGCAAAGUGCAAACCUCCUCCUUCGACACCUCCGAUCUCUCUCUCAUCUACAGCUCCCUCUACGGCGCCUUCCUCAUCCCCUCGAACCGAACCGGCGAAAACCCAUCUUGGAACUCCACCGAACCCUACUACGACGACAUCUUCACUUUCUGGGACACGCACCGCUGCCACACCUCCCUCUUCCACAUCCUGCAACCCACCGCCUACGAAGAGUUCCUCCGCUCUCUAAUCGACGUCUGGCGCCACGACGGCUUCUUACCCGACGCGCGGUCUUCAAACUACAACGGCCGCGUACAAGGCGGUUCAAACGCCGACAACGUGCUCGCAGACGCCUACAUCAAAGGCGUCCGGGGCGCGAUAAACUGGGACGAUGGUUUCGCCGCCAUGCGCACCGAUGCUGAAGUCGUUCCACCCAACAACUUCGACCCUCAAGCGCCUGAUUCCUCGACGAAGGAGGGCCGCGGCGCACUCCCAGAUUGGCUCGAAUACGGAUACAUAACACCAGCUUUCACCCGCGCCGUAUCGCGUGCCGUGGAAUACUCAACCAACGACUACGGCCUCCACGUCGUUGCCGCAGGUCUAGGUAAAACAUCCGAAGCAGAAACCUAUCUAAACCGCUCCCGCAACUGGCGUAACCAGUGGGACCCCAAUGCUUCCUCCUACAACCACACCGGUUUCCUCGUCCCGCGCCUCGCAAACGGCGAUUUCGUUCAACAAGACCCUGCUGAUUGCGGCGGCUGCUACUGGCCCGACGCGUACUAUGAAGACAAUAGUUGGAUCUACAGUAUGAAUGCUAUCCACGACGUCGCCGAGUUGAUAAAGAAAGUAGGCGGCAACGAGCGGUUUGUAGAUCGUUUGAACAAGAUCUUCGAGUUGGGCUUCUUUGACGCCGGGAAUGAACCUAGUUUUACUACGCCGUAUCUUUAUAAUUUCGUCAAGGGGGAGCAGUGGAGAAGUGUUGAGCGGAGUAGGGGUGUAUCAGACUUGUAUAAUGCGGGGGUUAUGGGUUUGCCUGGAAAUUCUGACGCCGGGGCUAUGGAGGCAAAUUUGCUCUGGCAGAUGAUCGGUCUAUACCCAGUGACGGGCCAGACAACUUUUCUCAUUCUCUCCCCAUGGUUCUCAGAACUUACGCUUGAUCUUGGGAACGGGAAGAAACUUACUGUUACGACUGCUUUCAGUGAUGGCGGCGAUCGGAAUACCGCGCCAUAUGUGCAGAGUCUGAAGGUCAAUGGCGAGACGUGGGACAAGGCAUGGGUGGCUUGGGAAGAUGUCUUUGAGAACGGAGGCACCAUGGAGUAUGUGAUGGGAAGUAGUCCCAGUCACUGGGCGACAGGAGAUCUACCACCUAGUCCAGCUUCGGAAUAG